UUCUCCAUGCUGGCACUCUUGCUUGCUGCCAGUGGAAGGGUUUGGGACUGAUCAUAUUCUGUUCUGCAUGCGUGUCUUUUCUCUAGACGUGGCAAGCUGCAGAGGGAGUCAGACUUCAUGGCCAGUGUAGGCAGCAGCUGGAUCUCCUGGGGUGUGGGAGUCUUCAUUCUGAAGCCCCUGAAGUGGACUCUUUCCAGCGUGCUGGGUGACAGUAAAAUACCUGAAGAAGAAGAAGUUCUGAUUUAUGUGGAGCUGCUUCAGGAGAAGGCAGAGGAAGUUUAUCGCCUGUAUCAGAACUCUGCGCUUUCUUCUCACCCUGUUGUUGCCCUCUCAGAGCUGCGUUCGCUCUGUGCCAGCGUUUGUCCAGAUGAAAGGACGUUCUACUUGUUGCUGCUCCAGCUGCAAAAGGAAAAGAGGGUCACGAUCCUGGAACAGAACGGAGAGAAGAUAGUGAAGUUUGCCCGAGGUCUUCACGCCAAAGUCUCUCCGAUGAAUGAUGUGGACAUUGGAGUCUAUCAGCUGAUGCAAAGCGAACAGCUGCUGUCACAGAAGGUGGAGUCCCUUUCCCAGGAAGCAGAGAAGUGUAAAGAGGAUGCCCGGAGUGCUUGUAGAGCUGGGAAGAAGCAAUUGGCGCUGAGAUGUUUGAAAUCCAAACGAAGGACAGAGAGGCGCAUUGAAGAGCUUCACUCCAAGCUGGAUGCAGUGCAGGGGAUCUUGGAUCGUAUAUACGCCUCCCAGACUGACCAGAUGGUGUUUAAUGCCUAUCAGGCUGGUGUGGGAGCUCUGAAACUGUCUAUGAAGGAUGUUACUGUGGAGAAGGCAGAGAAUCUGGUGGAUCAGAUACAAGAGCUUUGUGAUACUCAAGACGAAGUAGCGCAGACGCUGGCUGGAGUGGGGGUCAAUGGUCUAGAGAUGGACACGGAGGAACUGGAGAAGGAGCUGGACAGUCUCCUCCAGGACUCAACUAAGGAGCCUGUGGAUCUGCCUCCUGUUAGCCAGAAGGUGCCGAAUCCACCCAUUUCUGACGCUGAGCUGGAAGCUGAACUGGAAAAGCUCUCUGUCUGUGAUGGAGAUUUGGCACAAAAGACUCCCUCUGCUUCCUCUGAACCCAAAACAGCUCUGGGACUGAAUCUUUAAAGACCCAACAGUGUCCUGUUGCUACAGGUUGAGAAGUUGUCUUAAGAUUCCUUAACUAGUGACUAGAACUUCUGGGGAGAGGGGUAACGCUCCCCUGUUCUUCACGGAUAUCACUUUGCUCAGCAGCAGGAUCUCCUGCCACGACAAUCCACUCUGGAACUGGCCCCAGCUGGUGUCUGUCAUCUCUGUGCCAACAUCUGCACUGGUCUCAAUUUGACUUGCGAUCCCAAGU
Molecule: messenger RNA, 1369 nt
Organism: Opisthocomus hoazin
Lineage: Eukaryota; Metazoa; Chordata; Aves; Opisthocomiformes; Opisthocomidae
Source: RefSeq, a predicted model, not a curated record